This is a messenger RNA of Bradysia coprophila, 882 nucleotides long. Its product is annotated as monoglyceride lipase faah-4-like. The record is from RefSeq and is a predicted model, not a curated record. Gene Ontology annotation, biological process: fatty acid catabolic process. Gene Ontology annotation, molecular function: amidase activity; fatty acid amide hydrolase activity. NCBI's taxonomy places the organism in Eukaryota, Metazoa, Arthropoda, Insecta, Diptera, Sciaridae.
AUGUAUCCUCUACUUCGGUUAGUUGUUUAUUGGCUAAUUUUACCAACUUUCGGAAUUUCUCAAGAAUCUGAUCUAAGACAAAUAUCUUUACCGUUUCAGGAAGACGCUCGAAUCAAGAAAGCAAUUCAGAUACGACAGUCUCAACGCAGUGAAACAUUCAGACAAAUAAGACAAAGUUACACUUUGGACGAGGCAGCUAAUGAAAUACUUAAACUACCAGCGAAGGAUUUGAUAGAAAAACUACAAUUGCGAAGCUUAAACGCAACACAGGUCCUCCAAGCAUACAUGGCAAAAGCAAUCACCGUCCAAGAUAAAUUCAACUGUAUAACAGAGUUUGUACCAUUCGCUUUGGAAAGAGCACAAAACUUGGAUAAACUGAAUGCUGUCCGUGGACCAUUACAUGGCAUACCUGUUUGUGUGAAGGACGAUCACGAUGUCAUCGUGGACACGACAAUGGGCUUAGGGAAAAAUCUAAAUAUGCCAGCAUCGUCGAACAGUGUUCUCACCCAGACGUUGUUCGACUUAGGUGCUGUCAUAUUUUGCAAAACCAAUAUUCCGCAAACAGUUUUUCGAUAUUCAAGCGACAUCAAUGAUACAGAACCACUAUUCGGAGCUACAGAAUACACGAUGAUUUGGAAUUUUGUUGAUUUUCCUGCUGGUGUUAUUCCUUUCGGCAUUGAAACUGGACAAAAUAUCGACCACUAUGACGAUGCAGGUGAUGCUGUACUAAGAUUGGCGAAAGAGUCAACAAAAGAUUCAAUUGGUUCGCCUAUUGGUAUCCAGAUAAUUGGGAAACCGUUCAAGGAGGAGCAAGUGCUACGAGCUUUGAAUGAGUUGUUCAACAAAAUAGAUUCGAAAAAAUAAAUUUUUAUUCAAAUUCAA